AAUGUAUAACAUACAUUGUAGUUUGUAUGUUAUCUAGGAUUCAAACCCAAUUUAAUUAUCUUCUAAAACUAAUAAGAAAAUACAAAUAACAAUGCUAUAUGUUCCUUGUUAACACUGGUUGAAAAAAUCCUUGCUUUCUCGCUGCAGGAAUGAUUGCAUGUAAUGUGAAGGAAUCUGUUGUUGUAUUCCAGCGCGUGAUUGCGUCUCACAUUUGCAUUGCUUUAUUGUGUCCAGUGUGAAGGGCCCGUAAUACUACUGAGUCAAAUAAGAGCCAGCGGAAUGUAAGCACAAAUCUUAAACAUAACUAUUUGUAUUUAUGGUACCGGUAAUAUUCAGGGCUGGUCUAUUUGGUAUAGUCUCAUUUCCUUUUAUUGUUCAACAGAAGAUAUCAUCAUUAAAAUUACAAGUGAUAUAAAGUAGGGUCAUGUUAAUAGAAUUGCUUCUAAUCAUUGGUCAUGAAUUUGCAUUAUGCUUGAUUACAUUCAUGUCACAUCUGCUUUACUCAUUAUUGAGGGAUUAAUAAAUUAUUUUGAUUGUGUGACAGCAUGGGUGUUUUAAGAGCAUUGUGAAACCGUGUAUCUACUUCAUCAUCCCCCUACAGCAGGUCAUGUGAGUUCAUGUAAACUGGUUUCACUUCUUUUAAUGGUUUCUCAUAUUUUUUUGUCAACAUUGCUGGGCAUUAAAGUUUUACUAUCAAUAAUGCUUGAGUUGACAAACUCAUGCAUGCUGUAAAUAAUAGCUGAACUAGUUAGAUGAAACUAAACGAUAACUAAUUUUGCUGUCAUUAAAUUGCAUCCCACUCUGAAAGAAAUGAAAAUAUAUUUACUAAUUUCAUUUAUGCAUAAUUGACACAUUUCUUUAAUCAAAACGUUACCAGUAGAACAAUGGCCCCUGUUCCAUUGGUCCCAGAUCAUUGGUCAACUGAGGGACCGUUUUUAUGACAAAAACUGAAAACUUUUUAUGCAUUUCGAUUGUUCGAUUAUAUGACAACCACGUUUUGGGGAACUGAAAAAUACUUUUGAAAAGGACUUUCCAAGUGCAGGUUUUUGUAAACGACACUGUUGUUGUCUCUGUGUAAACUGUGAAGAUGCAAAACUGAAAACGCUUACAUUCUGCGCAUGCAUAUUACAUGUGUAGUCUGUAGACUUGCGUGUGUAUUCCCAAAACAAUAAUGGUAGCCUUUAGGACUUGUGUUUGUGCUACGCAACACUUAUGUUUCUCCAGCAAAAAAGUAGAUUUAACACAUCUUUACGACCAGACUCUAAACAGGCAUGUACACUGGCAAAGGAAUUCAAAAAGCGCUUUGAUUAAACCUUGAUAUGCAUAUGUGUGCAGGCACAUAGUGUUUCUUUACAAAGUCGCAUCGCCAACUACUAGCCUGGCAUGCAUAAUACACCGUUUUACCUGUUUUUAGGGAUCCGUGUAAACUAGAGGUCAGCCGAUUGAUCUGGCUGAUUUUGGGGAUUUUUUGCAUCGGCUGAUUGUGCUGCAAAUUAGGCCGAUUAACAGGCAGGUGCAUCUGUGAGCGUUGUUGUGGAACACGUGACGCUGCCUCUUGCGGCAAACAGAUUACCACCAGCACAACACUGUGAUGUCCCCUUCUGCCUGCUAACUUUUUAACUAUCUGAUAACUUCAAAAGAAAACGGUAAGACUUACAUUCUUUUUAUCCUUCGUUCUUAAUCUAGCCUUAUUUCAUCAUAUUUCAUUGAUUAAAUAUGAUGCUACUUGAGAAUGCGAGUAACUUUUUGGAACUCUAAUUGUUAGCGAGCCUUCAACCACAUAGUUUAGGCUACAUGAAUGCAUCGGUACCAAAACCUGGUGACGAGUCCAGCGGCUAAAUUAUUACAGCUGUCCGCAUUGUAUAGCUAGAUAAACUCUGACGUUAUCAAUACUGUUUCUGUACCAGAGAAUUUCUCUCCCUCUGAGGCUGCGUGUGAGAUGGAGCAACUCACACUCUGCUGCCAUGCCUUGUUAAAAGACGAAACUUCUGGCUAAAACGUGCACGUUAACUUUCCUGCUUAAAUGUGUCUGUGGGUUGGACUCUUUGUUUUUGGUAUUAAGAUGCGUUUUAGUCAAUAUUUCCAUCAAACGGACAAAAUAACUGCAACCUAUUUACAUAUGAACACGACCAGGGAAGAUAAACAUACAGAGAGAAGGGUUUUUUAUUUCUGCUCUGACAGCCACGAGACACGCUGAACACUGCAAGUGUGUGUUAGAAAUCUGAAAUGGAGAGUAAACAUUCUGCUUGCUUGGUAAGUUUUUCGGCACUAAACCAAACUUUUAAGUCUUCAGCCAAAGUUUAAAUCCUUACUUGUUGUUUCCCCUCGUUUACGCAUUAUGUCCGUAGGCAGUCUUUUGUGGCUGUUUAAACGCAUUCGACCACAAGAGCGUCUACUUUCCUGUCAGGCUUUCUACUGUCCUAUGAAUCUGAAAAAGGCUAAAAGCUAAAUAUAACUAAAACUUAUUAAUACAAUUUUUUCACUUAGAUUAUGAACAUUUGACUUAUAGCCGUGUCUGCCAACAAACAUAAACAUAAAGCAUGCUUCAGAGCAGUUUGAGAAGGUGCUUAAAAGUUUUGAGCAAUAUAUUAUUACUAUGAAUUAGAUUACUAUCUUGUACCCUGCUAUAAACUCUUACUCAAUCUUUCUCAAUCAAGUGCACUGAUUUGAAGAGACAUGUCUUCAAUAAAUGUUUAAUUUAAGCAAUAUUCUGUAUCACUUCUUAUUACUGAACUGUUAGAUUUUAUGGGGUGAAGGUGGAACAAAGAAAAUCGGCCAAACAUAUCGGUCUCAUAUAUCGACCAUUGGCUGAGAGAAAAACCCAUAUCGGUCGACCUCUAAUGUAAACGCAAAUAGUUUUGAAAAUUGUCGUCAUGUGAACGUAAAACUUUCUAAAAAUGCAAACAAGAACUUUUGUUUCCUACUCCAUCGUUGUGCUGUAAACUUAAUGUAAGAUUUCAGCUGUGUUCAUAAGACUUCAUGAAAUGUUAAACUCCUGAAAAAGGACACGCUAUACUUUGAGCGAGCAUCCCUCAAUAUCCCGGGUGACAGCAUUACAUCAGGGUCAGCGUCAUUAACUUUUGCUUGCAGGUAGCAGCAGGUUUACAGGAUGAGGGUUAGUGAUGCACACAGCGAUCGGAUAAACCACUUUAAUGUUAAUGUUUUCCCCUUAGGUUCUUUUAUGCACUCCUUUUGUUUCCUUAAAAGUUUUAAUGCUGAUUAGUUUGUUUGAUAAAUGCUUUCAGUGUUGUUAAAGCCACUCUACAUUUUACAAGGGUCACAAGUGCCCAAAUUUACACAACAGGCAAAUGGCAGAAAUACAGACAAUCAAAAUGAAUCGAAAAUCAAGGAAUUUAUUACAACAAAUACAUUAAGAUGAACAUUUUUCUCCCUGAGUGUAAAUGCCUGAGAUCUGUGAGUUAAACUGAUUUUUUUAGUAGUUUUUUUUCCAGAACCAAGUAAGCAUGUAAAUUGUAUGCUCCUAUAAAAUCUGUUUUCACCAAAGUCCUUGUUUUCCAAAUUCUGUCAUUUUUCGUUUGAAUUUUUCUGUCUUUUGGUAUACAAUAGUAAUAUAUUUGCCCCCAUGAAAAAAAAUACUUAAGUAUACUAUAGUAUUCACUUAUAAACUAUAAUAAAAAACCUACAGUAGAUACUUGGAACCAUACAGGGAAAAAAUAGUGAGACGCGGAUGCUGAAAGCUCCAUGAGCAUCACGCGUGCAAUACACACAACCGUGCCACUCUUUUACUCAGUCACGCAAAACAAGCAGAUUACAUAUUUAAACCGCAUCUGAAAAAACAAUUUCUAUUGUUGUUCAUAGCACAAUUGGAAUUUUGUUAGCUUUUCAGCGCUACUUUCUGAUUAAGAAAUAAUACAUUUGCCAGAUUUCGUGUCAUUCCGCGUUUUUAGCCUGGAUUCUGAGAUUCCAUCCAUGUUUUCCGCAUGGUGGAAAUCAUAGGGCCCUAAAAAAAAUGUUUUGUAAAAUAAACAUGUAUGAUAAGGUUAGGAUAAGAAUCGUUUGCUUGUACUCACUACUGUAGUAACCAACUUUACAUAUUUACAUGUAACAUGUAACAAGAGCACUGAAAAACCUCUUCACUUGCUUGCCCUUCUCUAUAGGGUUACUACCACAGCGUAAGUUUAUAUUUGAAAACUUAAUAUAUAAUUCUUGCACCAAAUAAAGUGUAAAGUUCAAAGUAUUUGUAAAAGGCUUUUUAAGUGCUCAUGUGAUAAGAUAUCAUGCAUCUGAUAAGAGUUUGUCAUGUCUUUUUUUGACUCUCUAUCUUUUGAGUCCAGCCUGUUUCAGGCUAGUACACCACAGGGGGCCAAAACUUCAUGUCGCAUUCAAAGUCUGUGCGAGUCCCGUCACUGUCACUUCACCAUGUCUGUCUUUCAUCCCAUGUGUGUCGGAGUAAUGGCAUUCGCUUUCUUGAUGUGGUUAACAACAAUAGGUUGUAGGUUCUUGUCCUGUGCUGCAUGAUUUAAUGUUAAUAUCUAAUGUGAACUCCAACCAAAAUCCAAUCCAGUUGAAACGCCUUAAACUGCCCUGUUUGUUCCAUUUUAUAAUGUGCAUGUUGGAGGUAAUGCACUGUAACUAUGAAUACAUUUGUCAGUUCCUCUUCGGUUUUCUCAUCUCACUGUUGUAUGUGAAUUCUCCAUCAGAGUGGCUUCUUUUAUUUAAGGUGGGCCGUGUUGUUUGCCAACCUGAGGUGACCGGCACGGAACAUCUCCAAUAAAAGAAACGGUGCCCUUCGAUUUCCCCCAUUGUACUUCAUCUUGGUAUUUUUGAAUGAAUCAUGCCCCAUGUUUAUCAUUUUUUUGUUUCUUUGUGUUCUUUUUUUUGUUUUAUUUUACUUUCUGUGCACAGCAAUUGCUCUGAAAUUUGGGGACUGAGUACACCAAAUACGAUAGAACAGUGGGAUACCUCAGGCCUUUACAGCUACCCUGACCAAACCAGAUCUCUGGAUGGGCGUCUGCAGGUGUCUCACCGUAAAGGUCUGCCUCAUGUCAUUUACUGCCGUCUGUGGCGUUGGCCCGACCUGCACAGCCACCACGAGCUGCGUGCCAUCGAAACCUGCGAGUAUGCCUUCAACCUCAAGAAGGAUGAAGUCUGCGUUAAUCCCUACCACUACCAACGGGUGGAGACUCCAGUCCUUCCUCCAGUCCUUGUGCCAAGACACACGGAGAUCCUGACCGAGUUGCCACCUCUUGACGACUACACCAACUCCAUACCUGAAAACACCAACUUCCCGACAGGCAUCGAGCCCCCUAACAACUACAUACCAGAAACCCCCCCGCCGGGAUACAUCAGUGAGGAUGGGGAAGCCAGUGACCAGCAGAUGAAUCAAAGUAUGGACACAGGUUCUCCUGCAGAACUGUCUCCGAGUACACUCUCACCGGUUAAUCAUGGCAUGGACCUGCAGCCUGUGACUUAUUCAGAGCCUGCGUUCUGGUGCUCCAUAGCUUACUAUGAGCUGAACCAGCGUGUCGGGGAAACAUUCCAUGCCUCUCAGCCUUCCCUCACCGUGGACGGCUUCACAGACCCCUCCAACUCGGAACGCUUCUGCCUUGGGCUUCUGUCCAACGUCAACCGCAAUGCAACCGUGGAGAUGACUCGCAGACACAUAGGACGAGGGGUCCGGCUGUAUUACAUUGGUGGGGAAGUGUUUGCCGAAUGUCUCAGCGACAGUGCCAUUUUCGUUCAAAGCCCUAACUGUAAUCAGAGGUAUGGCUGGCACCCUGCGACUGUCUGUAAAAUCCCUCCAGGCUGUAACCUGAAGAUCUUUAAUAACCAGGAGUUUGCUGCACUACUGGCACAGUCUGUGAACCAGGGCUUUGAGGCUGUAUAUCAGUUGACCAGGAUGUGCACUAUUCGUAUGAGUUUUGUCAAAGGCUGGGGAGCUGAAUACAGACGGCAGACAGUGACGAGCACACCCUGCUGGAUCGAACUGCACCUGAACGGUCCGCUGCAGUGGCUGGAUAAGGUUCUGACCCAGAUGGGGUCGCCCUCUGUACGCUGUUCCAGUAUGUCCUAAUCGCCAUGAUGAAUCGCUUUCCUUGCCCCCAUCAAAACGACUGACUCUACGAUCACAUCAACCAACAACUCGAAGAACAACAGACUUUCUAUAAUCCCCCUUUCUCUUUCAUAGUAUUUGUGACCCUUUAUCUAUCUCUAAAUCCCCCCGAACCCCGAUGAUCUUGCUCUUCAGACCUGGCACUUGCUGUCACAUCAGCUAUAUGCACCUUUAAUUCGCUCUUUUCUUUCAUAAACCCUCAAUAUUAAAUGUAUUAGUAGUACAAUUUGAAAUUUAUAUUGUUUAUUUUUAUUGGUUUUGAAAAGGAGGGAAGGCAUGUAUGUUGUGUGACAGUUCUAGAAGGUAGUAAAUAACUUCACACAUAUGUAGCAGUAAAGCUCUUCUCCCCCUGAUGAAGUGAAUACUCGUAGUGCUCAGCUUGUAAUGGGGGAUCUUUUUGGGUAAUCAAUCUGGUUGUUUAAGAAAGAGACUUUGUCUGGCAAAAAGUUGCAUCCUUUGGUUUACGUCAACUAAUUGACAGUUUAGCACGUUAUGACUUAAUCAUGGUUUUUGACUUAAAUUUCUGAAACUAAUGCCAAAUCAAACUUUUGUUUUACUGUUCAAUUGCCCCAAACCACUACUUAAGAAUGUUGCAUUGAUUUGAGGUAUGCUGCUGUUAGACAUGCUUCUUGUAUUCCAAAUUUGAAGGGAUAGGGAUGUUUUGCAAGUGAUACCAAGCCCAAAAACAAAAAGUUCAAGUUUAAACCCUCCUCCUGUGCGGUAUCAUUCCCUAUUAACUUUUUAUUCACCUGGUUAAAUAUUCACUAGUUAGCUGCAGUUUAGGAGUCGGGUUUCUUGCAACAGAAUAGUUUCUUUUAAGGACGAACAAAGACUUUUAAAGGUUAUUAAAACAGUCCAAAUCUUUCAAAAAAUAAAAGACAAAAAAGUGAAUCGAAGUAUUUAAGCUGUAAGUGUUAAUAAACUAGGUUAUCCUUCAAGAUUUUGUUUCCUUUUAUCUUUCUUUUAGCUACUUUUUUGUAUUUUCAUGUAUUUUUAUAUAUAAAUAUAUUUAAGAUCUUUAAAGCUCUCUUCCUUUUUAUUAGAAUUACAUAUUUUUUUAGAUCAUGCCCUCUUUUUAAAGGAACAUGACUUCAUAAUAAAAUGUCCUAUCAAAAUGGUUAUUUAGCAUGACGUUUUUUGUAAGCGUACCUUUCUUUUCGGUUUACAAUUCAAGCUGCUGUCCCGGUUAACCUGAUGGUAAAAACACCAAUUGUCCUAAAAUGUGUUUUCUUUUUAGGUGCUUCUCCCACAUUUACUUGCCAAAAAACUGUUUAACACAAUUCUUUGCUGCCCUGGAGCAUAUGGUUAUCUUAAGGGGAAAUUCAGCCUGCUGUUGAAUGCUACAAAAACAUUGAAAUGUUCUGUUUGUUUUGCAACUGGGGAAAAGACUUUGGAUCAGGUUGCUGCUUUUUUUAAACAAGGAUAACUGUGCAACUUAAGUGUGUGUGAUCGUUGUACAACUUUUACUAAUGACUGAUAUAGCUGUCUGUUAUUUACUUGUUGUGGCAGUGACAAAGGCGUAUCAAAUAUCCAUUCCCCUCUUCCCACCAGUUAUCAUAUUUUCCUUCAUUGAUCUUUCUACUCUAGCGAUUGUACUUUUAAGUGCAUCUAGUAAAAUCUUAUGAAGAUGUUGUGGCCCAUUUUUUAAAACCCGACGCAGCGGCCAUACAACACUGGGAACGUUCCGCUUGACAUCUUUGACUGGGCGUGGAAAGAAAACCAAAUAGAACUGAAAGUGGACCAGAAGUAUAUGCAUAUAAAUGUGUAUAUAUAAUUUACUUUUCUUUUUUGUUGCAAAGCAUUUAACAGUUGGUGAGCUUGUUUUACCAUUAGAGAGAUGUGUUGGUAGGAUGUGAACUUCAGGAGAUAAGCUUUCAGGCGUGUUGCAUAAAUACACUAAUAAAAAGUUUUAAUUCUCA
This is a messenger RNA of Triplophysa rosa, 7992 nucleotides long. RefSeq names its product SMAD family member 2 (gene smad2). The transcript is spliced from 9 exons. The record is from RefSeq and is a predicted model, not a curated record. Bases 4796 to 6034 code for a protein of 412 amino acids. Gene Ontology annotation, molecular function: RNA polymerase II cis-regulatory region sequence-specific DNA binding; DNA-binding transcription factor activity, RNA polymerase II-specific; I-SMAD binding. Gene Ontology annotation, biological process: anatomical structure morphogenesis; cell differentiation; BMP signaling pathway. Gene Ontology annotation, cellular component: heteromeric SMAD protein complex. Lineage: Eukaryota; Metazoa; Chordata; Actinopteri; Cypriniformes; Nemacheilidae.